ACACAUUCUCUCCGUGCGAGUCAGACUGAAUUGGAACCUUGACAAUGGGGCUAGCACAUUCUACGCUAUUCAUCCUUUUCGAUUGUCCUCCUAUUGAGCAUUUCUUAUAAGGAUGCCUCCUCUUGUCUUUUGUUUUGAUCUCUGUUUACCAUCUCAUCUUCCAACUCGUCUAAACACCAGCAAGUAUGUCUCCCCUACCAACAUCAAAGAUCUUGCUUCUGGCGCAACUGCCCUUCCUGGUCGAAUGUCACCUCAAGCUCAACAAACCCGUGCCUUACUCCAAAAGCACUCUGCAGCUUGAUCCUCUUAAAAAUGCUCUACCUGGCACAGAGCAAUCAGACUUUCCUUGCCAAUCCAAGCGCAUUGGCGGCGCUGAUCCGUUCAUCGUCGACCAAGAGAACGAACUGAUGGCUGGCGAGCCUCAAGUCAUGACCUUCGACGGAUCCGCAUCUCACGGCGGAGGUUCUUGUCAGCUAAGCGUCACCCUGGAUAGACGACCCACCGCCGAAAGCACAUUCAAAACAAUCGCCAGCUGGAUUGGCGGCUGUCCUAUCGACAAUGCCAACGGCGGCACAGAUCCCUGGAACUACACCAUUCCACCGGAAGUCCCCAACGGUCAAGCCACUCUAGCCUGGAGCUGGGUGUCGAAGCUGAGCGGACAACCAGAGUUUUAUAUGAACUGCGCACCCAUCACGGUCUCCGGCGGCGCAGAAGACACAACCGAGUUCGACCAGCUUGAAGACAUGUUCAGAGUCAACUUGCCCAGCUCGCAAUGCGGCAGUCAACUCAGUAGCAACCUUGAGAUCCCUAAUCCUGGCAAAUAUGUCACAACUUUCGACAGACAAGCCCUCGCACCCCCGACUGGAAGUGGUUGUGCUGCCAUGAGCCAAGCAACGGCGACCGGAAGCAAUACUGGAAGUGCUACAAGCUCGCAAAGCUCCACAGUCACCUCGGUAUCUACGAUCUCUACGCCUGUGUCAUCGUCCAUCAACACCACCACCACUACAUACUCAUCAUCAAUCGCAACUCCAUCCAUCCCUCCAGCACCUACACCUACAACCAGCACAAUCCCACCCCCAUACACCAACAGCACAUCCUGCACCACAAACGGCCUCCUCCUCUGCAACGGCCCCACCCAAUUCGGCCUCUGCAACUUCAACACCGUAAUCUGGCAACCAGUAGCCCCCGGUACAAUCUGCUCCUCCAAUCAAAUCAUCGCCUCUACAAACUCCUCCGCCAACUCCUCCGAUACCUCGACCUGCAGCCCAGAUGGCUCAUUGGUCUGCAAUGGCUCCGAUGAAUUCGGUAUUUGCAACUUCGGACAUGUUGCGUUUGGCUCUGUUGCGGCUGGUACGACUUGUGUGGAUGGUCAGGUGUUGAGGAAGAGACAUUUGGGCUUGCACAAGAGAAGGGAGUUGGGUCAUCGUCGCGGUGGGAGAUAUUGAAAAGAGC
Molecule: messenger RNA, 1452 nt
Organism: Aureobasidium pullulans EXF-150
Lineage: Eukaryota; Fungi; Ascomycota; Dothideomycetes; Dothideales; Saccotheciaceae
Exons: 1
Coding region: 186-1445 (419 amino acids)
Source: RefSeq, a predicted model, not a curated record